Magallana angulata is the source of this 2027-nucleotide messenger RNA. RefSeq names its product phosphoenolpyruvate phosphomutase. The record is from RefSeq and is a predicted model, not a curated record. Bases 119 to 1099 code for a protein of 326 amino acids. Lineage: Eukaryota; Metazoa; Mollusca; Bivalvia; Ostreida; Ostreidae. The transcript is spliced from 9 exons. Gene Ontology annotation, molecular function: phosphoenolpyruvate mutase activity.
CACCGGUUUUCGGUCAAUAAAAACAUGCGAGUUACACGUGUUGACGGGAAUUAACACAGCGUGGCAAACCGGGCGUGGAGAUAAGGAAAGUUGGUGCGGUGUCCAGGAAGAAUUAACAAUGGUUCUAGGUUGUGUUUUACGAUCUGCGUUAAGAAAUGGCUGCAAGGUUCGAGUGGAGAACAUGGUGUACCCAGGGGUCCGUAAAAUGUCAAGUCAAUCAAAACCAAAGAAAACAACACAAUUAAAGAACAUGUUAAACUCCAAAGAACUGGAAUUCAUCAUGGAAGCCCACAACGGACUGAGCGCCAGGAUCGUGGAAGAAGCCGGUUUCAAGGGCAUCUGGGGAAGUGGUUUGUCCAUAUCAGCUCAGCUAGGUGUACGAGAUAGCAAUGAGGCUUCAUGGACGCAGGUUGUCGACGUCAUGGAAUUCAUGAGUGACGCAACAUCAAUCCCUAUUUUACUAGACGCCGACACCGGAUAUGGAAAUUUUAACAACGCGCGCAGGCUGGUGCGGAAAUUAGAGGACAGAGGUGUAGCAGGUGCGUGUUUAGAAGACAAAUUAUUUCCUAAAACAAAUUCACUGCAUGAUGGACGGGCACAGCCGUUAGCGGAUAUCGAAGAAUUCGCAUUAAAAAUAAAGGCAUGUAAAGACACCCAGACCGAUCCUGACUUUUGCAUUGUUGCCCGUGUAGAGGCGUUCAUUGCUGGCUGGGGAUUGGACGAAGCUUUGAAGCGAGCCGAAGCAUACCGGAAUGCAGGCGCUGAUGCCAUCUUAAUGCAUAGCAAGAAAAGUGAUCCUUCGGACAUUGAAGCUUUCAUGAAGGCCUGGAAUAAUCAGGGACCAGUAGUUAUAGUGCCUACAAAGUACUACAAAACUCCCACUCAGUACUUCCGUGAUUUGGGAGUUUCCAUGGUGAUAUGGGCCAAUCAUAAUCUACGUUCUUCCAUCACAGCUAUGCAGGGAACCACGGCAACCAUUUUCAAAGAACAAUCCCUCACAUCUAUAGAGCAGAAUGUUGCCACGGUGAAAGAGGUUUUCCGUCUACAGAGAGACGAUGAGCUGGUGUCGGCAGAAGAUCAGUAUUUACCUAAAAACUAGGUCAUCUCCUCUUAAAAGGCAGCAGAACUGGUCUUGUAUUCAAGACGAGUAAUUCUCAUUUCACAUGAAAAAGCUAAUUACUUAUGACUUGACUUUAAAAAGUCGCCGUUGUUAAAUACGAUCUAAUUGUGGUAUGGAACACCUGUCUAUAUUGAUGUAGACAAAAGUACAUUAUAAUCAAAAUACUUGCACCGUUUUAGAAUUUUCAAAUUUUACAAUAUAUGAUAAAAAAAAUAUGUUUAAAAAUGUUUGAAAACGAUAAAAAUAUAAAAGAUAAAAAUAUUACAGAUUCAUGGCAAUCGCCGAAACCCAUUACGUUACGCUGAUAUGUAACAAUUUUGGAGGUAAACAAUUGUACGCUGUUAUACUUGAUUUUAUUGUUUAUUUGGAUUGGAAUUACGUCACAACAUGGAAGUGUCCCAUACCACCUUAACUGGAUCAAUUUGUCUCUUUGUUGCGAGUACCCGGCUUAUAACUUUAGUUUUACGGAAUCGUACAAUUAUUGUGUUGUCAACUUUACAAUGGAAUCCUGUGGUUGUGUACACGUAUUCAGGGUAUUGUGUUUUCACGUCCAUGACAUUUUAUUUGCCCACUUUCUUCUCAAUCAGUUCCACUUUGAAAGUUGAAUCUCGUGAAUGAAAUAUAUCUUUAACUUCACUUCUGAAUCUCAUGCUAAUUUUCAAAUAUUUUAAAGUAAUCUCAAGCAGGCGCCUUCUUGCAUCGUAGAAGUAUUAUUUGUAUUUUAUUUAUAUCGUAUCAUUUAUAUCUUUUGUAUAAAUGGCGGAAUACUAUUUGUGUACGUCUUAUUAUUAAAGAACUAUUUAUUAAGUUGUUUUCAUGUAUUUUGUUAUUUACAUAUAUGCAAGGACCAGACACUUUAUACAAAAAUCAAUAAGUACUGUCAAUUGAAAUAAAUGAAAUCCAGUAA